Molecule: messenger RNA, 981 nt
Organism: Metarhizium album ARSEF 1941
Lineage: Eukaryota; Fungi; Ascomycota; Sordariomycetes; Hypocreales; Clavicipitaceae
Exons: 3
Coding region: 1-981 (326 amino acids)
Source: RefSeq, a predicted model, not a curated record
AUGUCCGACAUGCACCACGAUCGUGAUCGUUCCAGCAAACACAAGCAUCAUAAAAGCAGCAAGUCCAGCAAGCCCAGGACUUUGGAGAGCAGCAACAGCGGACGCGUUUUGCCCAGAAACGGAGAUGUGAGCUUCCUGUUCGUCGUGACUGAGCUCGAGGUCAACUUUCAUCUCGAUCGACCCGGUCUUGACAAUGGCAUCCGAAGGGAUGAAUGGCUCAACGUCUUGCCCCCCAACGACCCAGCACUCUACGCCCCAGAAACCCCCCAACACGUCAGCCGGGUCAUGAGGUUUCGAAGCGGCCAAGUCACGCCCGCCGGACCAGCUUACUACUGGGCCCGCGCAGCACAGUCUGGUGAGGGCUACAUUGCCAUGGCGGCCGGGGGGACUGAGUAUGCCCUCCGAAAGUACAAGUCUGCGUCCGUCUUCUCCUGCAACCCCUCGCUGCCGAUCAUCACUCUCGAAGGCGACGCGAGGACCGACACCGAUCCCGACUUCAACGUCCUGCAGUUCCUCCACCGACACGACGACGAGCGGCUCAGCAACGGCGUCUCGCUGGCCAGCUUCUCCGUCGACCACUCGCCGUCCGCCGACCCCCCUCCCGUCAAGUUCGUCGCAGGCCGCCAUGCCAGCUGGAUCCCGAGCCUGGUCCCCGAAAUCUGCCGCAAUCCCUACCGGGUAGUCCAGUCUCUCGGGCUAGGCGGCGAGCUCCCGAUUGUCAUCGGUCUCAUGGCGUUCCACGCCUCUCGCGACGACGGCCGAACCGUCGAGCACGUCUUCCUCGGACGCGAAGGAGACGGCGGCUUUUGGAGAAACUACCGCUGGCUAGGCACCUCGCCACCUCCUGGCUACCCGAAUUCAGAGCAGGAAAGCCCCCGCGGCUACCUGGUGCACAUCUGUCUUGAUCCCGAGAACCAGCCCGGCUCUACAUUCGACUCUCUCGCCACGCUUGAGUGGGCAGGUAUUCUUGUCCAGGGCUAG